GUGCAAUUUACUAGCUAUUAGCUUGCUUGUAUUUUCAGCAGUUCUAGCUUUCACAUAAAACAUCAAUUGUAAACUCUGUGAUUUAUGAAAACAUAUUGCUUCUCUUCCGUUUCGGGCAGUGUAAUUCCGGAAUGGCUAUAGACAUGCCUUAAGAAAAAUAUUAAUAGACCCUUAGUAUACAGUGCAUCUAAGAAUAGCCCAUUGUCUCUUCAUUGCUGCAGGUCUAUCAUCUCAUUUAUUGGAUGGUAUCAUUUUACUGAGCCCGGUCUGAAGCAGCAAACAUCUAACCUAGUUGUUCGCUUUCAUAGCAGCAGCAGCAGCAGCAGCAGCGGGAGCUAUCAUCUGAUAGUUUGCUUGCAGCCGGUUCAAGUUGGCAAUGUCACCCAAGCUGAUUUGAGACGCAGACAUUUUUGCUGACUGGAGUCAGGCUAUCUUUUCCAGUUUGCUGGAAUAGACACAGACACUGAUUGGGUCAUGCUGAAAACAUUCCAGUCCUAUGAAGCAAGUCUGUUUGUAUAUUUUAGGUUUGGCAGGACUAAUGAAUUAAAAAUCUUGGACUCUUGACAGUUCACCGCUUUAAUAAUGCCUCUGAUGGAAGGAUUUUUUGCCCCAUGAAGCAUGACAACACUGUAAUCCUUCGUUGUUGGAAGGGAAGAAACGGUGAAAUUGUGAAGGGAAACGGAAAAGGGUGGUCCUCAGGGACUGAAAAGCCUAUGGGAAGUGCAGGUAGCAGCAUGUUGCCCUGACAGCUGUUCCAACUUCUCAGACCUUGUCAGUUGCUGCUAUGUAGCAGGUGCAGCCUUUUCUUCUAUUGAAUCUUUACUCCAUAAAGGCAGCGACAAGCCAAGGCAGUGGCUGGCCCUGGAUUAUACAAGUGCAGACACUACUAAGUGAGCUGGAACACAUAAGUAAACGCAUAGGCUCAAGUGCCCACAUGAUCACCACCGCAAGGGUACCUGCUGAUAAACCGAUACGAAUUGCCUUCAGUCUAAAUGACUCCGCAGAUGAUACACCCCCUGAGAAUGCUUUUCCUUUGGCUUUUCCAGAUUUAGAAAAGCAGCUCCAGCCUCUACCUCCUUGCCAUGACUCAAAGGAAUCUAUGCAGGUGUUCAAACAGCACUGCCAAAUAGCAGAAGAAUACUAUGAAGUCAAAAAGGAAAUUGCACUGCUUGAAGAAAGAAAAAGGGAGCUGAUCUCUAGGCUAGAUCAAGCUGAGAAAGAAAACAUGGAUGCUGCUCAGCUAACUAAGGAGUAUGCAGACCUGACAGAAGAGAACCGGACACUGAAGCUGGCCCAGACGCAAUGUGUUGAACAGCUGGAGAAGCUUAGAAUACAGUAUCAAAAGAGGCAAGGAUCAUCAUAACUUUGAAUGAACCUGUCUGAGCCAAAAAAAUCUGGGCUCCUGUUCUGUGCUAGGCAAGUGUUCCUUCCCCCUCCAAGGUUUCCUCUGAUAUGUUGGAACACUUCACUUGCAGAAUAUGCAAAUGUCUAAAAUGGAUUUAAUGCUUGCCAGCCACUAGCUUAAUAUGUAUAUUUUUAUUUGUUAUAUAAUAGAUAUUUUAUUUCAAGGAACAUAAUUGAAUGCUUAUCUAUCCCCAUUAUAUGUUCAAAUGGAUCAGUCUGAAUAUGUUUCUUCCAAUUUUAGGAAGAUACAAGCACACUAGAAACUGAUUUGAAUAGUCUCUGUGUUGGGAAGUGGACCAUACUAAGGCAUAUUAGUAGGAACACUGUUAAAUAUGGGGAACACGGGAGCACACGCCUGUUCUUUCAUGAACCUAAACAGCUUAUGGGAGAAAAACUAGUUCGUUUAUCUGACAAUAUGUGCCAAAGGGCAAUCAUACACUGAAUAACUUUUAAAAACUAGUAACCUGGCACCUCAAUCACUUUCUUUAAAUAACUAUUGCUGUAAUCCUAUACAAAGUUACUUGGGACUAAGUCCUAUUAUGCUCAUUGGGACUUUCUUUUGAGUAGACUUGCAUAGGAACACACUGCAAAUUGGAAACAGUGAUUUGUACAACUUUGAUGUGGCAAGGAAAUGGAAAAGUGCACAUUUCCUUGUACAGUACUGUACCAAUCUUAACGUUUUCCUUGAAAGUGAGCCCCAUUGAUCUUAAUCUUACCUUAAUGAGCUUGUAGUCCUUCCAAGAGGGAGGUCCUAUAGAUAUUUCAGUGACAGGACUUGCUUCGCAAUAUAAGUGUGCUCAGAAUCAGAAUGUUUAUGUAAUCCAAAUUAAUAAUAAUUUUAUUAUUUAUACCCUGCCCAUCUGGCUGGGUUUUCCCAGCCGCUCUGGGUGGCUUACAGCAUAUAUAAAAACAUAGUAAAACAUCAAACAUUAAAAACUUCCCAAUUAGGGCUUCCUUCUGAUGUCUUCUAAAAGUUGUGUGGUUCUUUAUCUCCUUGACAUCUGAAGGGAGGGCAUUCACCAGGGAAAUAAUAACCUUUUCUGUGCAUGACACCUUGGAUUUGUCUAUGCAGACUUUCCAGGUGUUCCAUUCAGUGAGCCAGCUGUUUGAAUGUUGGUGCCAUGCGCGCAUACAGGUCAGCAUAGGUCGGUUUUCACACACCAUCUUCUUGGCUGCCUGCAGCAUUUUGAGUCUGAGUGAUAACAGUGUGAGAAACCAGUUUGGGUGACUUUUCGAAGCUGAUUUAGUGCAUCACAAAGUCUGACUAAGAACUGGGGGCAGGAAGCCUUGUGGGAAUCAGCCUAUAUUGCCACAUAGAUACAUCUUCAAGCCAAAGUACAUGACUUCAGAUGAGAUCUGUGAUUGGAUGUCCUGACUUUCCUUCUCAUUUUUUUCGUCUUAAAAGCACUCCUAUGCCUGCCCAUCCCACCAUUUCAAUCAGGAUCACGGUGCAGAGGGAGGCAAAGGCGUAACCAGAUCUCAUAACUGGAGAUAAAGGGGCUCUUGAGAAAAGUACAAUCUAAAAUGUGUGUCUGUGUGUAUGAGAGAGAGAAAGAGACUUUUGCAUUGCCCUAUGUAAAUGACAGCCCUAUGCAUUGUCAGACAAAAAUAUUACUGAAUUCCAGGCAAUUCUGAGCAUACUUUUAAAUCAGAUCCAUUAAUAUUGGUGAGCCUUAGUUCUAAGUAUAUGCAGUUAAGAUCAGGAUAUUAAAAUUAUGUGUCAUCUUUUUGCAAUGCAAGAAAUAAAAAAGAACAUGAAGAUAUCAGAGGUGUGAAUGGUUAAGAUUAUAUAGUUGUCAUUUGGAGCCCCAAUCCAGAAAGCAUCACUUGGAAGUAAGUUCAGUAAUGGGAUUUCCUUUUGGGUAAUGUGUUUAGGUUUGUGGUGUAAAAGUAGUAUAGUAUCCGUAUCAAUUUUCUAGGAGAAAUAGCUAAGCAUAAAAGAUUAAUAUCAAGUAUUUCCUUCCUCUAUUGGUAACUCUGUUUUCAUGAAUCAGCUAAAAAUUCUUUGUUAUACUUCCAUUUCUAUUCAUACAGUAUUUUUUUCAUUAAAAUACAAUUUUAAAAGU
This is a messenger RNA of Podarcis raffonei (Aeolian wall lizard), 3470 nucleotides long. RefSeq names its product MAP3K7 C-terminal like (gene MAP3K7CL). Bases 935 to 1363 code for a protein of 142 amino acids. The record is from RefSeq and is a predicted model, not a curated record. NCBI's taxonomy places the organism in Eukaryota, Metazoa, Chordata, Lepidosauria, Squamata, Lacertidae. The transcript has 5 exons. Gene Ontology annotation, cellular component: nucleus; cytosol.